Messenger RNA from Trypanosoma conorhini, 711 nucleotides. RefSeq lists its product as uncharacterized. The record is from RefSeq and is a predicted model, not a curated record. NCBI's taxonomy places the organism in Eukaryota, Euglenozoa, Kinetoplastea, Trypanosomatida, Trypanosomatidae. Bases 1 to 711 code for a protein of 236 amino acids. The transcript has a single exon.
AUGGACGAGGAUACUGCGCUGGAGGAAACUGCGCUGGAGGAAACUGCGCCGGAGGAAGCUGCUCUGGAGGAAACUGCUCUGGAGGAAACUGCACUGGAGGAAACUGCGCUGGAGGAAACUGCGCCGGAGGAAGCUGCUCUGGAGGAAACAUCGCCGAAGGAAACUGCGCCGGAGGAAACUGCGCUGGAGGAAACUGCGCUGGAGGAAACUGCGCUGGAGGAAACUGCGCUGGAGGAGGAGGAGGAUGACAGCUCGUGGGGCGCCGACGAGGACCCAUGGUGGUGUUUUGACGUGUUCUGGUGCGGCCCACUCGAGCACCUGCCACUACCGCCAGACUUUGUGCCGCCCCUCCGCCUUGCCUCGCUGCGAGUCCCGGACGAGGCGGCGGGGCUAACGGCGAUGUACGCCAUACCGAUGCCGACCCCAGUGGCUGCCUUCGGCGGCGGCGGGGGUGCGGGGGUGUGCGGCAAACCCCGUGAGUCCUCACGGCGUUCCUCACACAGCUUCACAGACACGAGUGAUGCUCUGGCGGGUGGUAGAGGCGCAGAGCGAGAGGCACGACAGUUUCUGCGCAAGCUGCGUGUUCAGCAGCUGCUGCUAGAGACCCAUGAGCGGCGAUCGCGACGAAUGCUGACGCAGGAGGAGACGGCGGCCUGGAAGGCGGUGGCGGAGGAGAGGCCUUUGGUCUUCGCCCGCCAUGGGCGGCGAUGA